This is a messenger RNA of Parastagonospora nodorum SN15, 1663 nucleotides long. RefSeq lists its product as hypothetical. The record is from RefSeq and is a predicted model, not a curated record. Bases 1 to 1578 code for a protein of 525 amino acids. NCBI's taxonomy places the organism in Eukaryota, Fungi, Ascomycota, Dothideomycetes, Pleosporales, Phaeosphaeriaceae. The transcript is spliced from 3 exons.
AUGUCGACAGAAGGGGUCACUGGAAAGCCCAAAUUGAGUAGGAAGCAGCUCCAAGAUCAUGGUAUUGAGUACAUUGAUGGGGUCUUCAAUAUUGACGAACUCGACCCGUGGCUUCGAGAAAUAUGUCUUACCAUCACUCGAUUACAGGAACAUGUUCCGAAAGCCACAAGGAAGGCGUUCAAGAAAGAAAUGGAUCAAUUCAGUCUCCAUGGUCAGGAUAGCGAGGAUGCACUACAAGAAGGUUGGUGCCUGACGCCAGCCAAAAAUCUCGACCAUCUCCACCCAGAAAGCUACACCACCCCUGCAGCUGUAGGAGAUCAUCUGAAGCCUGAGAGUUACUGGAACCCCAGUAUCGCACAACUCACACAACCAAAACCUGACCUCACAUAUGGCUUUCCUGUUAUCGUGCCCGACAAAGAUUCGUUUAGAGCUUCCGAGGGCAGAGAAGAAAGUGACAGUUUUUCCCUAACCAUCCUCGAGCAGCUGCGAAACCGUGGUAAGGAAAGCCUUAUCUCGACGCCAACAACAGCUUUGUACAAUUGGGCAUCGAAGAAGAACGCUAAGCUGCUCGAGGCCAAGGAUCAGAUGUGCUUCCCGUGGGCUGUCGUAGAGAUCAAACGUGGCACAGCGUUUCAUGAGCAACAAGCCGGGAAGGCUGAAGCGAGGGCCCACGAGAAUAGAAAAAGAUUCUGCUAUUGUCAAGCGGCAAAUGCUUCAGCCGCAGGACUUACUCUACGAGAAGAUUUGGCUGCAAGAGCGAAUGACACUUCGGAACUAGGUGACGCCCGGGUCAUGUUCUCCUUCACUUGCGUUGGAUCAGCGGUUAAGCUCUGGCUCACCUAUCGCGAGAAGCCGAAUGUGCAAGAUUGGGCACAUACUCGCGUCAAGCCCGAGAUUCGGCGAUGGAUUCACGACGUGUAUAAGAAUCGGAACCGCAAAUGUUCCCUCACACCCGAUGGGGAUGUAGUUACGCAAAGGAGAAGAGCGGCAUCUUGUGGGCCGUCGAAUGGAAUUGUCGAGGUGGAGGAAUCCGUGGAGAGAAGUUGCUAUCGCACCCCACGACAGAAAAAGAGACCCGCUCUGCCACAUGGAGAAACUGCACCAGAGCCUCGCGAUAGGCGCCGUGACAAAGCCAACAUCCCCCAGUUUCGAUUGAACGGAUUGUCGGAGCUCGAUGGAGACGAUAGUUCGGAUGAGGGAUAUGCCAGCAUCCACACUACGACUGAGGACGAAAGCGAAGAAGAAGAAGAGACCAAACGUUCGUCUGUAUUCAUUUGCAACGACGAACUGUACGAGGGCGAUUCCGAUGCAUCGUACGUGCCACCAAGUUCGGAAGAUGAGAACACGGGAAGCGAGAGCGACGGAAGUAGUGAUGGAAGUGCCAACAGCGACGGAGACUCGAGCGACGAAGCAGAGUAUAAUCUUUCAGACGGAGAAAGUCACCGUAAAUGGUUGAAACAACAGUCGCGUGCGAUCUCAAGGCCAGAGGUUUACUGCACUCCGACAAAAGGAUAUAAGCUGAGCGUACCGGUAGAUAACAAAGCGAGACGAGAUAGGCGUCGUAGUUCGCGCUUUUAGAUGGCUUUAAUGGCGACAGAUUGUAGAUUCUCUUUCCUUGUAACAAUAUCAGUAUCUCAUAUUUUUUCGAAAAAUCUAUCAGUCU